AUGAAUGGACGUGGCCUUUUGUUAGUCAGCCUGGCUAUUAAUAACAAUAAAGAGAAUAUCAGCCAAAAUGGAUCACCAGAGAUAGCCUCGACGUCUAAGAAUCAGGAAGCUGACAAUCCUCUCAUUGAUAUGCCAAGCACUUCGAAACAAACCGAUUCUUAUGUAUCAUCGCCAGCCAUAAGUGAUUAUAGCGAGUUUGAUGACUCUGAUGGGGAUCCGACUUUUGUGAAUCCUAAAGAAAAAUCUCAUAAGGACAUAUUUUCGUUUUUAUCCGUAUCAAGUAGCAGCUCGACAAGUUCAAGAAACAGUAGCAGCUCUUCAAGCAGUAGCAAUAGCACUAUUGCAAGUCUUGAAGAUCAUGGAGAAAAGCCUACCGAAGAAUAG
Messenger RNA from Daktulosphaira vitifoliae (grape phylloxera), 384 nucleotides. RefSeq lists its product as uncharacterized. The record is from RefSeq and is a predicted model, not a curated record. NCBI's taxonomy places the organism in Eukaryota, Metazoa, Arthropoda, Insecta, Hemiptera, Phylloxeridae. Bases 1 to 384 code for a protein of 127 amino acids. The transcript has a single exon.